Molecule: messenger RNA, 4826 nt
Organism: Salmo salar (Atlantic salmon)
Lineage: Eukaryota; Metazoa; Chordata; Actinopteri; Salmoniformes; Salmonidae
Source: RefSeq, a predicted model, not a curated record
UUUAUCAGAAAACAUUCAUAGUGAAAGUUAGAAAAGAACAAGGCACAGAAAGCAAGAGCAAGUGACCCAAUUCUGUCGGGUAAAAUUAGUAGGCUUCUCUCAGGACUAUAAUACGUGUCUGUGUACUGUCUCUCACUGAAGAAGUCGUACUACGGAGAAACAACUUGGAGAAGAAGACGAGAGAGGAACAGGAGGAAGAGGGAAGGAGACUGAGACAGGAGGAGGGGCUGAGGUGGCAGACGAGGAAGGAGGACAUUAGGGAAGAGGAGAGCGGGCACCAGGAAGAGGGAAGGGGACAGGAGGAGGGGCUGAGGUGGCAGACGAGGAAGGAGGACUUUAGGGAAGAAGAGAGGGGGCACCAGGAGACUGCGGAACAACAGUGCAGAGAGAAGGAGAGGGAGAGAGAGAGGGAGAAGCAAUCGAUGGAGGACUCCUAUGGCUAUACCGGCAAGGUCCAGCCUGAGACAUCCAUGGCAGACAGGGCAAAGUCCAAAUCCACUCCUGAGCUGGACCAUGUGGAGAAACCAGAGAUCAAAGUGACGAGCAGUGACGGGCUGGGUGAGGCAUCGUGGAUAAAGGGUCAGCAGAACCUGCCCAAGGCACAGCUGGAGAGGCAGCAGAUCCUGCAGGAGAUGAAAAAGAAAGUCAGACUACGCAACGACAACAGCUGGAUCCGCCAGUGCUCCACCAGCAAGCACCCUGCCGCCGGACCCAUCAGGAAAGGCAAGUCUCUCGACAACCUGGACAUCUGCUCUUCCUGGCGCUCGUCGUGGACACCGGAAAGCACCUCCUCCAUCCUCAACUACAGUUGGCCUCACUCUGCCCUCAACACCAACAUCGGCGGGGUCAGAGGUCAUUCCGGCUCAGCCACGAAGUCCUCUCUCUCCAUGAGCUCCCUCAGAGGAGCCGGGGUUGGAAGCAACCAGCGCUCUCCCUCACCUCUUCCCCUUCUACUGGCCCCAAGUCUCAGUCAUUCCUAUCCGUGCAUGAAAGCAGCAGGACAGUGAAUGGCAAGAGAAUCUGUACUUUCUGUGACACGGCACUGGUCAAGGGAGCCGCCAUGGUCAUCGAGUCCCUGGGGCUCGUUUAUCAUUUGACCUGUUUCAAGUGCAUCAACUGUAAGUCUGAGCUGCUGGGCGCAUCGGAGGUCGGAGCGGAGGGCAGAAUACGGAACCUACGGCUCUUCUGUGACUCCUGCUACAUGAUUCAAAAGUGGACAGUCAACCUCCGUGAGAAAUCAGUCAAAAGAUUUUCAGAAGUAAAGCAAGAUACACCAGCAGUGUUGUUUCCAAAGGGAGCAAAUGAAACAUAGUGGGCAGAACAAGGAGUUUCAAGUUUAGUUUUAAUGUCACAUGCACAGGAUGAAGCAGGUCUAAAACAGUACAGUGAAAUGUUAACUUGUGAGCUCUUUCCCAUCAAUGCACAAUAAAGCCAGUGAGAUAGAAAUAAAACAGGACAUGAGAAGAAACAUGAGGAUGCUGUUAAAUACAGGUCCGAAUUACAGGUCUGAUAUACAGGUCUCUGAUAUACAGGUACGAAUUACAGGUCUCUGAUAUACAGGGGUCUGAUAUACAGGUCUCUGAUAUACAGGUACGAAUUACAGGUCUCUGAUAUACAGGGGUCCGAUAUACAGGUCCGAUAUACAGGGGUCUGAUAUACAGGGGUUCGAUAUACAGGUCCGAUAUACAGGGGUCUGAUAUACAGGGGUCUGAUAUACAGGUCCGAAUUACAGGUCUGAUAUACAGGUCCGAUAUACAGGGGUCUGAUAUACAGGGGUCUGAUAUACAGGUCCGAAUUACAGGUCUGAUAUACAGGUCUCUGAUAUACAGGUCUGAUAUACAGGGGUCUGAUAUACAGGUCCGAUAUACAUACAGGUCCGAUAUACAGGGGUCCAAUAUACAGGUCUGAUAUACAGGGGUUCGAUAUACAGGUCUGAUAUACAGGUCCAAUAUACAGGUCCGAUAUACAGGGGUCCGAUAUACAGGUCUGAUAUACAGGGGUCUGAUAUACAGGUCCGAUAUACAGGGGUCUGAUUUACAGGGGUCUGAUAUACAGGGGUCUGAUAUACAGGUCCGAAUUACAGGUCUGAUAUACAGGUCUCUGAUAUACAGGUCUGAUAUACAGGGGUCUGAUAUACAGGUCCGAUAUACAUACAGGUCCGAUAUACAGGGGUCCGAUAUACAGGGGUCCGAUAUACAGGGGUCUGAUUUACAGGGGUCUGAUUUACAGGGGUCCGAUAUACAGGGGUUCGAUAUACAGGUCCGAUAUACAGGUCCGAUAUACAUACAGGUCUGAUAUACAGGUCCGAUAUACAGGUCCGAUAUACAGGUCCGAUAUACAGGGGUCCGAUAUACAGGGGUCCGAUAUACAGGUCUGAUAUACAGGGGUCUGAUAUACAGGUCUGAUAUACAUACAGGUCCGAUAUACAAGUUCGAUAUACAGGGGUCUGAUAUACAGGGGCCCGAUAUACAGGUCCGAUAUACAUACAGGUCUGAUAUACAGGGGUCCGCUAUACAGGUCCGAUAUACAUACAGGUCUGAUAUACAGGGGUCCGAUAUACACGUCCGAUAUACAUACAGGUCUGAUAUACAGGGGUCCGAUAUACAGGGGUCCGAUAUACAGGGGUGCGAUAUACAGGGGUCCGAUAUACAGGUCCGAUAUACAGGGGUCCGAUAUACAGGGGUCCGAUAUACAGGGGUCCGAUAUACAGGGGUCCGAUAUACAGGUCUGAUAUACAGGUCUGAUAUACAGGACUGAUAUACAGGUCUGACAUACAGGGGCCGAUAUACAGGGGCCGAUAUACACACAGGUCUGAUAUACAGGUCUGAUAUACAGGGGUCCGAUAUACAGGGGUCCGAUAUACAGGGGUCUGAUAUACAGGGGUCCGAUAUACAGGUCCGAUAUACAUACAGGUCUGAUAUACAGGGGUCCGAUAUACAGGGGUUCGAUAUACAGGGGUCCGAUAUACAGGGGUCUGAUAUACAGGGGUCCAAUAUACAGGGGUCCAAUAUACAGGGGUCCAAUAUACAGGUGUAAUAUCUAGGGGUCUGAUAUAUAGGUCCGAUAUACAGGGGUCCGAUAUACAGGUGUAAUAUACAUGUCCGAUAUACAGGUCCGAUAUACAGGUGUAAUAUACAUGUCCGAUAUACAGGUCCGAUAUACAGGUCUGAUAUACAGGGGUCCGAUAUACAGGUCUGAUAUACAGGGGUCUGAUAUACAGGUCUGAUAUACAGGAGUAAUAUACAUGUCCGAUAUACAGGUCCGAUAUACAGGUCCGAUAUACAGGUCCGAUAUACAGGGGUCUGAUAUACAGGGGUCUGAUAUACAGGUCCGAUAUACAGGUCCGAUAUACAGGGGUCUGAUAUACAGGUCUGAUAUACAGGGGUCUGAUAUACAGGUCCGAUAUACAGGUGUAAUAUACAGGUCUGAUAUACAGGGGUCUGAUAUAUAGGGGUCUGAUAUAUAGGGGUCUGAUAUACAGGUGUAAUAUACAUGUCCGAUAUACAGGUCCGAUAUACAGGUUCGAUAUACAGGUCCGAUAUACAGGUCUGAUAAUACAGGGGUCUGAUAAUACAGGGGUCUGAUAUACAGGUCCGAUAUACAGGUGUAAUAUACAGGUCUGAUAUACAGGGGUCUGAUAUAUAGGGGUCUGAUAUAUAGGGGUCUGAUAUACAGGUGUAAUAUACAUGUCCGAUAUACAGGUCCGAUAUACAGGUUCGAUAUACAGGUCCGAUAUACAGGUCUGAUAAUACAGGGGUCUGAUAUACAGGGGUCUGAUAUACAGGUCUGAUAUACAGGGGUCUGAUAUACAGGUCUGAUAUACAGGGGUCUGAUAUACAGGGGUCUGAUAUACAGGUGUAAUAUACAGGUCUGAUAUACAGGUCUGAUAUACAGGGGGCUGAUAUACAGGUCCGAUAUACAGGGGUCCGAUAUACAGGUCCGAUAUACAUACAGGUCUGAUAUACAGGUCCGAUAUACAGGUCCGAUAUACAGGGGUCCGAUAUACAGGGGUCCGAUAUACAGGUGUAAUAUACAGGUCCGAUAUACAGGGGUCUGAUAUACAGGUGUAAUAUACAGGUCUGAUAUACAGGGGUCUGAUAUACAGGUCUGAUAUACAUACAGGUCCGAUAUACAAGUCCGAUAUACAGGGGUCCGAUAUACAGGUCCGAUAUACAUACAGGGGUCCGAUAUACAGGUCUGAUAUACAGGGGUCCGAUAUACAGGGGUCCGAUAUACAGGGGUAAUAUACAGGGGUCUGAUAUACAGGGGUCCGAUAUACAGGUCCGAUAUACAGGGGUCCGAUAUACAGGUGUAAUAUACAGGGGUCCGAUAUACAGGUCCAGUAUACAGGUGUAAUAUACAGGGGUCCGAUAUACAGGUCUGAUAUACAGGGGUCUGAUAUACAGGUCUGAUAUACAGGGGUCUGAUAUACAGGUCUGAUAUACAGGUGUAAUAUACAGGGGUCUGAUAUACAGGGGUCUGAUAUACAGGGGUCCGAUAUACAGGUCUGAUAUACGGGUCUGAUAUACAGGGGUCUGAUAUACAGGGGUCUGAUAUACAGGGGUCCGAUAUACAUGUCCGAUAUACAGGUCUGAUAUACAGGUCCGAUAUACAGGUCUGAUAUACAGGUCUGAUAUACAGGGGUCAGAUAUACAGGUGUAAUAUACAGGUCUGAUAUACAGGUCUGAUAUACAGGGGUCUGAUAUACAGGGGUCCGAUACAGGUGUAAUAUACAGGUCUGAUAUACAGGGGUCUUAUAUACAGGGGUCUGAUAUACAGGUCUGAUAUACAGGUCUGAUAUACAGGUGUAAUAUACAGGUCUGAUA